AUGGGUUCAAUGGAAUGGAAUAUCAUCUGGAGUCUUUGCUUUGGCUUAUUGGCAGCUGCAGUUAUUUCUGGGAACAUAGUAACGAUCACAAUAUUCCUUAAAAGGCGACAUCGUAAACGUGCUCAUUUCCUUCUCAUUAGUUUGGCGGUGGCAGAUCUCUUGGUAGGAUUGCUGACAAUUCCCCUUUACAUUUCACUCCAGUACGUAUAUGACAACUUUGAAGACGACCUAAUCAUUGUUGCUGUCACUGAUUUCAUGGACAUGUUCACUGGCUUUACGUCCAUCUUUACUCUUGCCACAAUAUCAUUGGAGCGAAUGUAUGCUGUUGGUUGGCCUUUUCGUCACCGAAUUCAGGGUUCGCGAUUCUAUAUCUUCGUCAUAUCAGUUCCAUGGAUCUUAUCGUUGGUUGCUGCAUCAACAGAGAUUGUUUUGCAGUACGUGCUGGUGAGAUCACUAACUUUUACCUUCAUUCUCAUUGUUAGCAUGUUUACACCAAUCAUAAUCACUUGCACGGCUUACUUUUUUCUGUGGAAGAAAGACAAAUCACGCGCAAGUGUCUCCCAACAAAAUCAUCAGCUGCAAGACCGAAAGUUAGCCAAGACUGUGGCGUUAAUAACAGGUGCUUUCCUUUUGACAUGGCUUCCUCUUCAAAUUUUACUUGUGGCUAUCAAUUUCUGCAUUUCAUGUCGGCAACCAUCAACCGUGGUGAGGCAUUUCAUGAAACUACUCCAGUAUGGAAACUCAGCAGUCAAUGUCGUUAUGUAUGCUGUGAGAGACAAAGAUUACAGAAGAACUUUUGGUGCGAUGAUUUCUUCCUUGAACUGCCCUCGCCAAAGUUAUCGUGAAGUACCCACGGUCGUCACGUUGACGACAUUUGCUGAUUUUAAUGCAAAUACGCCCGAAAGCUUUCAGCAAACU
This is a messenger RNA of Porites lobata, 918 nucleotides long. The record is from the annotation of a GenBank genome assembly. Lineage: Eukaryota; Metazoa; Cnidaria; Anthozoa; Scleractinia; Poritidae.